AUGGAACAGAUAAGAUAUAAAGGAGAGAAAGAAGAAAAAGCUCCUAUAAGUUCCCCCGACACCAUGGGACCAGAGUUUUGGGAAAAGAAGGAGGAAGAGAUGGACCAAUUGUUGGGAGCUGUGGGUGGAGAAGUGGAACCAGUAUCAGCCAGAACCAGAGCAAAGACAGAGACUGUUUUUACAGCACCUCUCAGACGAGUUGACCAAUUCUUAGUAAACCCAGAUGACCCCUCCCAAGUUUCCACAGGGUCAUUGUUUCAGCAUGUUCCUUUUACCACCUCUGAUUUGCUUAAUUGGAAAAUGCACUAUGGGCCUUAUAGUGCUAAACCAAAUGAAGUGGCAGAAUUGGUAAAAACUAUUGUGGAUACUCAUCAUCCAACUUGGCUAGAUUUACAACAACUUAUGGCAACACUUUUCAAUGCUGAAGAAAGGGAGAAAAUCAGGAAUGCAGUGUCUAAUAUUUUAAAACCAGAUGUCCCAGCACGUACAACCUUAGCAGACUUUAUUGAACAGCGUUUCCCCUCAAAAGAUCCUAAUUGGAGUCCUUAUGAUUCACAUCAAUUGAACUUGUUGCUCAAUUAUCAACAGUUAAUCAUAAAAGCUGUGCGCAUAGCAGGAAAGCCUGCAACAAACAUGUCAAAGCCAAGUUUAAUAACCCAGGAAGCUACUGAAAGUCCAGAGGCUUUUUAUUCUAGGCUGGUUGAAGCAUAUCAGAUGUAUACACCUAUCGACCCCACCCUUCCUGAAAAUGCUCGCAUGCUAGCAAUGGCUUUUAUUUCACAAUCAGCUCCAGACAUAAGGCAUAAGCUUCAAAAGUUGGAAGGAGCGUUGGGAAAACCCCUUAGUGAACUCAUGGAAGUUGCCAGGAAGACAUUUGUCAACAGGGAUUUGUUGGAGGAGAGGAAAAAAGAUAAGCAGAUGAAGAAAAAAGCAGAAUUGCUAGCCACCGCUUUAAUGACUGUGCCAGGGGGAAAUAGAGGAAGUAGGGAGAGGGCUGUGAUCCCCUCCUUAGGUCAAAAUCAAUGUGCUGUUUGUCACAGCUGCCCGCUUCCACUCAUGGGUAGAGAUUUGCUUUGCAAACUUCGAGCACAGAUAUUUUUUGAUGAAAAGGGAUCCGUAGGAGUAAAAUAUGGAAAUGUGAAUUUAGAGAUUCCUAGGGAAGAGGCUUGGAGAAUCAUGGUGGUGCAGGAAGUCUCAGGAAACAAAUGGAGGGAGUUCCGGGUUCCUGAGCUGUGGGCGGAAGAUAACCCCCCUGGUUUUGCUGCUCACCACACCCCUGUCAUUGUUGAGGAACUACCAAUGAGUCGUCCUGUAUGCAUCCGCCAGAGGGGGUACCCAAGAGAAAUUGUGCAGGCUAUUCAGGAAGUCAUACAACUGUAUCUGACUUAUAAGAUUCUGGUGCCCACUGACUCACCAUGGAAUUCCCCGAUUCUACCUAUACCAAAAGGGGGAGGAAAAUAUAGAAUGGCUCAGGAUCUUCGUAGGGUUAAUAGUUCAACAGUCACAAUUUAUCCUACGUUGCCAAAUCCUUAUGUGUUGCUUGGACUGAUUCCACCAGAAGCUAAAUGGUUUUCAGUUAUUGAUUUAAAAGAUGCUUUCUUUUCUAUACCCAUUCAUAAAAAGAGUCAGCACUUGUUUGCCUUUGAAUGGGAAAAUCCGACAACAGGAAGGAAACAACAAUAUACUUGGACACGCCUCCCACAGGGGUAUAAAAAUUCGCCAACGCACUUCAGCGCGGCGUUAGCGACGGACUUGGAAAUUCUAGAUUUGCCCGCUCCUGAUGUUGUGCUACAAUAUGUGGAUGAUCUUUUGGUGACAGGACAAACAGAAGAGGUUUGUCAUGCCAAUACUGCAUCCCUUCUACUUCUGUUACAAGAAAAAGGCUAUAAAGCUUCUAGGGCCAAAGCACAAUUGGUCCAGUUGAAUGUUAGGUAUUUGGGAUAUGAUAUCCAGCAAGGGCAAAGAACUUUGGGACAUGAAAGAAAGGAAGCCAUUUGUCAAUUACCAGCCCCAAGAAAUAGGAAGGAAUUAAGAGGCUUUUUAGGGGCAGCGGGAUUUUGCCGCAUCUGGAUUCCUAACUUCGCCUUGUUAGCAAAGCCCCUUUAUGAAGCUACAAAAGGAAAUGAAAAGGAACCUUUGCGAUGGGAAAAAGAGGAACAGAAAAGUUUUUUAAACUUGAAACAUGUUUUGACUCAAGCUCCGAGUCUGGGACUGCCUAAUUUAGAUAAACCUUUUCAUUUAUUUGUGGACACUAAACAGAAUAUGGCUGUGGGGGUGUUAACUCAGAAGAUGGGAACGUGGUAUCGACCAGUUGCAUAUUUGUCAAAACAAUUGGAUCAGGUAGCAAAAGGGUGGCCCUCUUGUCUUAAGGCUGUAGCAGGCACAGCUUUACUUACUCAGGAAGCAAAUAAACUUACUUUUGGACAGCAAUUGAAUAUCUACACCCCCCAUGCUCUUCGGGCUGUUCUGGAUCAGAAAGGCCAUUUAUGGCUUACCAAUCCACGUAUGUUGAAGUAUCAGGGGCUUAUUACCCAUAACCCCCUCAUCAAACUUGUUCAGUCAUAUGCUUUGAAUCCUGCCACUCUAUUACCUGAACCAGACUCUGAGAUCUCUCAUGAUUGUCUGCAAACUAUUGAGGAAACCUAUGCAAGUCGUCCAGAUUUGAAGGAUGAACCCUUUUCCGACCCAGAUGCAACUCUUUUUACUGAUGGAACCAGUUUUAUCCAUGAAGGUGUAAGAAAAGCAGCUUAUGCAAUAGUUACUCUUGAGGAUGUAUGGGAAGCUGAGCCCUUACCUGCAGGAACUAGUGCUCAGUUGGCAGAAUUGCAUGCACUCACUAGGGCAUUGGAAUUAGCAAAAGGCCUACGUGUCAACAUUUACACAGAUUCAAAGUAUGCCUUUCUUACAGUUCAAGUGCAUGGAGCUUUGUACAAAGAAAGAGGUCUUAUCACAGCAGGAGGAAAGGACAUUAAAUAUGGACCCCAAAUUUUGCGUCUAUUGGACAGUGUGUGGUUCCCCAAACAAGUUGCCAUUAUGCAUGUACGAGGUCAUCAGAAGGGGAUUUCAACGGCUGAAAGAGGAAACCACAAGGCUGACCAGGUGGCAAGAGCAGCAGCUUUGGAUCCAUUCUCCCUGCAAGCUAACUGUCUUACUUUGUGGAUCCCGAACCAGAAAGAUGAACCCCCCUCAUAUAGCCACUCAGAAGUCCAGCAAGCUGAAGCUAUGGGGGCAACACUGGUGAAUGGGUGGUGGACUCUGCCGGACAACAGGGUGUUUGUACCUCAGCAGUUAGCAUGGGAGGUUGUUUCUUCCUUGCAUAGGCAUUUACAUCUAGGAAAGACAGUUUUGAGAAAGGCUUUGGCAAGGGAAGUCUAUAUUAACAAUUUGUCUAGUCUAGCAGCUGCUGUUUGUUCUCGAUGUCAGGUGUGUGCUGCUAAUAACCCACGUCAGGGCCCGAGUCUUCCCCCUGGGCACCAACCUAGGGGGGCUUAUCCUUUUGAUUAUUUAAUGGUUGACUUUACAGACAUGCCGAAAGUGGGAUCGUAUACGGCUAUGUUAGUUGUUGUUUGUACAUACACGGGGUGGCCUGAAUGUGUUCCCACUAGAACGAAAAAAGCUUUGGAGGUAACCCGAACUCUAUUAAAUGUAGUUAUUCCACGAUAUGGGUUGCCCUCACGUAUCUCUUCAGAUAAUGGGCCUGAGUUCAUUCAUACAGCCACUCAGAAGGUUGCCCAGGUAUUGGGGAUUACCUGGAAGUUACACUGUUCUUUCCACGCCCAAUCGGCGGGCGUCGUUGAAAGGGCCAAUAGAACUAUAAAGAAUAAAUUGGCUAAAAUUUGUCAAGAAACUCAUCUGAAAUGGCCAGAUGCCCUCAGCAUGGCGUUGCUAGCCGUGAGCCUCUACACCCUGCCAAAAGGAGAAGAAGAAAGGAGGACGCCACCUCGCCUGCUGAUUCACAGGAAGCAAUCGCUCUACGGCCAGGUGGUGAAGAUCCCUCUGCAGGUGUCGCUCCAGGUGCCGCCGACACCCAUCGCAAAAAUAAGAUUGAAAAAUAAGAUUGCUCCAGGGGCUCCACCAGUGCAGACAUGGGAGAUUCCACCUGAUUAUGUAGACCCAUCUCCUACAGGGGGGAAUGAGAUUAGUGGGAGUACCUCGCAGCCACCAUAUGUGAGGGAGGAGAGCACCCAACAAACACCAGGUGUCAGGGCCCUCACGGUGAAAAAUGACUACCCUGUAAAGGUAACUUCUGAACCACUGCUAGAGAAAAUGGGACCAGGACCUUUUCCUCCUUGUAAGCAUUGUUUUUAUAAAGUCCCGAGUACACAGGGACUGGGUUUUGCCUAUGUAAAACGCUGGAUAGUGGAUUGUUAUCCAGAGGAAGGGUUAUCCCCCUGUUCCGAGGGAUCCGGGAACUAUUGGCAAUGUAGGUUGGAUCCUAAUGUUACUUGGGCACCAAGUGAAUACUAUAAUUCAACCAUAAUGUGCCAUACUUUGAGGCCUAUUCAGAGACCAUACCCAGAGCCCUAUCCAGAAAGGACAAGGACUCGGGGUGGGCGGACAUCCCUUGAUUUUGGUUUGGACAUGAAAUAUGACAUAACGAAUGAUCAGCUUCCGAUCAUGGUGAGGAUAUAUUGUAAAAUCAUAGGGAAUGUGAGACAUGUGUGGUUGUUGCAAUGGUGGUCAGGUGAAGAGAAUUUGUCAAGUAUGGAACCUCAGGUACUGAGCAAGACUCGGCACAUGGGCGUAAUACGUAACUAUGAUGAGAAAUCUAGUUACUUGAAGGUCUGGAUUGCUCAUUCUAGUUACUCAGAAUCAUACCAGUGCCGAGCUGUAACAAUUGGUGAGACCGUAAGCAGAACAGCAAGAGUCUCAUUGACUGCAGAAGGGAAAGGGAUGGUGGUUCUGGAGCCGCUCUUGCAACCAGGUAGGAACCUCCAUCCUACACCUGUUCUUCCAAAAGAUGGGAAGGAUGGAUUAGAUGGGAAGGGAUCUAUAACCCCUGCCCCAUUGGAAUGCACUGAAUGCCUAGUAGGAACAAGAGGAAAUACUUUAAAGUUCAAAAUGGGAAAACCUAAAUCCUGUCAGAACUUCAAUCUUCCCAAUUGCACUUUUGGAAGGAAGCAGCCCCGUCUUUAUAGUCAAUGUGAGGGAUCUGAAGGGGUGGUAUGUUAUCUACCUGCAACACCAGGGCUGGAUGAGUGUGGCCCAUGUCUUACAAAAGCUAAGGUGGGACCUCGCACCAUUGUUACAAUGAUCUACCACACUCAGGCCCCAGUGGACUGCACCCCUCAGAAAAAGACAUGUGUAUCUAACGGUACCAUGUAUAACUAUUGCAUUCAGAAGAACCAGCUUGUUUGUUAUCAGCCAACCACUCCAGUUCGCAUCAAAGUCAGUGUAUGGGCAGGCUUGGCCCUACUUGACAACCCCAAGGAAUCCCAGCUUUACCACCUCACUACAAUUACUGCUUUAAAACAAGGACAAAAGCCCAUCACCGUAUCAUUUGGUAUCGCAUGGAUGAAAGAAACCCGUGCAGAGGAUGGGAUUGUGUUUGUCAACAUACUGGAGGAGGAAAUGGCAGAAGAAGUAGCAAAAGCUUUAACUGUUAAAAAUUGUUUUGUUUGUGGAGGAACAAACAUGGGAGAAAAGUGGCCAUGGGAAGCUCUCGAAGCAACCCCAGAGGUAUAUAACAAUAUGACCCAAAAAGGCAACCUCGCUCAACGAACACAGCAUACGGAGUGCAAUUUGGAGAUUCCAAACUUUGAAGAAACGGUUCUAAAAUGCUAUGGCGAAGCAGAGAGUGAUCUGAGUGAAGUGGAAUCGGAUUGUGAUGGAAAUUUUGUAAUGGACGAUGAGGAACCCACCGUCGCCGAUUCUGACAUCAGCGAUGAUGAAGCUGUCAAUGAAAUUGAUGACCAGUACGCUGAGAAGAUGCUAAUGAAUGCUUGA
Molecule: messenger RNA, 5946 nt
Organism: Thamnophis elegans (Western terrestrial garter snake)
Lineage: Eukaryota; Metazoa; Chordata; Lepidosauria; Squamata; Natricidae
Exons: 7
Coding region: 1-5946 (1981 amino acids)
Biological process (GO): DNA integration; virion assembly
Molecular function (GO): RNA-DNA hybrid ribonuclease activity; nucleic acid binding
Source: RefSeq, a predicted model, not a curated record